GCUGUAUAUUUUGAUCAAGGUUAAUAAUAAUAACAUUAAUAACUGACUUCGGUAUAAAAUAACAGUUAUCAAUAGAGCGCUUCGUUGUGAUGUCGACGAUUUAAAUUGAAUGUUGUUUUCCAAGUGAGAGGAAAAUGCAUCUGUAAUAUUUAGAGUGGUGUAUCCAAGUACUCAAGUGUUCUUGUGCCAAGAAAUCAACAUCAGACGACAUGUCGUUGGACAAUGAAGUGGUCGCAGAACUCGAUUUAGGGGAACCACCUAAAGAACUCCUAGAUUGGGCUAAAGAACAUCUCGGCGAAAAUCCUGACACAAGAUGUCAAAUCAUCUCAGAUUUCAGAGAUAUGAUCUAUGCGAGAGGAGAAUGUACACCUCAUAGAACUGACGAUGCCUUCCUACUUCGAUUUUUAAGAGCAAGAUCCUUUAUAAUUGAAAGGGCACAUAGACUGUUAGUAAACUACUAUGACUUUAAGGAAAAUAAUCCCCAGUUUUGCGAUAACAUAGAUUUAGUCAACUUGAAAAAAAUAGGUGCCGAUAAAAUCAUUCUUGUUCCGCCAUACCGUGAAGCUUCAGGCCGGAGAAUAAUGAACUAUAGGGUAGGUAACUGGGCUCCAGAUAAAUACACGAUAGAGGAAAUGUUCCAAGCCACCAUAGCAGUGUUAGAAAUGGCAGUCAUGGAGCAGCGAGCACAGAUUUUGGGGGGUAUUUGUAUCUUUGAUUUUGGAGGGCUUUCCAUGCAGCAAGCAUGGCAUAUGACGCCAAGCUUGGCUCACAAAGUUAUACAAAUUAUGGUGACUUGUUUCCCCAUGAGGAUCCAUGCACUUCACAUCGUAAAUCAGUCUUAUGUGUUUGACGUCAUUUACAACAUUUUUAAACCGUUUUUGAAUGAAGCAAUGAAGGAAAGGAUAUUUUUCCACGGAGAUAAUCUAGAAAGUCUUCAUAAACAUAUCGAUCCAAAAUAUUUGCCAGAAAGGUACGGAGGCAUCCAUCCUGACUAUGACUACGAACACUGGGUGGAUAGUUGUCGAAAAAAUUCGAAAAUUGUUGAAGAACUGAAAGCGCUGGGGUAUAAAGAUUCGGAACUUGAUGGAAAAUAAUGCGUUUAGAAUUAUUUGUAUAAACAAUAUUGUGAUUCUAGUGUAAGGAUUUUAGCCAUAAUCCGUUUUAUGCUUUUAUCAGUUAAGGUGUUAGUGUUAAUGUUUUAUUUACACUUCAUUUGGCGUUUGUGUUAAAGAAACGAUUUGCUAAAAGGCCUCAUAAACAGGGCGAUUUACGAGGAAUAAUACAAUGUUGGUACAAUUUGGUAAAUUCUUUACAAAACGUAUUUUUUUUAUUAUUCGUCUUAAAUCGACAUGUAGGUACAAUAAAAUGCCUUACGUUUUUUUAUAAAUCUGGUUUUACUAAAUAUUUUCUCAGUUAAUUAAUAUCAUCUAAAAUCUACCAAAAAAAUAUUUUUCAAAAUAAACGAAGCCAACAUUAAUCAAAAUGUUAUUUAAAAUUUAUAAUUCUUAAUUAAGAUUAUUAAAACUUGUUAAUUAUUGUGACUAAGCUUUAAAGUUUGAUUUCGCCAUUUUAGAUGUUUGUGUUAGUAUUAAGUAAACAAACAGGAAGUAUUUGUUUGGGAAAAAUGAGUCUAAUACAUAGUUAAAAAUUAAAACUUUUUUCUUGAAUGUAUGUUGAUAUGAACUUAAAUAAUAUAAUGUAUGCACAUUUAAGAAAAUAGGUUUAAGAGUAGGACAAAUUUAAAUGUAGAGAUUCAAUAAAAUACCUUUUCAUGAAA
This is a messenger RNA of Tribolium castaneum (red flour beetle), 1777 nucleotides long. RefSeq names its product alpha-tocopherol transfer protein-like. The record is from RefSeq and is a predicted model, not a curated record. The transcript has 5 exons. The coding region runs from base 210 to 1094 and encodes 294 amino acids. Gene Ontology annotation, cellular component: membrane. Gene Ontology annotation, molecular function: phosphatidylinositol bisphosphate binding. NCBI's taxonomy places the organism in Eukaryota, Metazoa, Arthropoda, Insecta, Coleoptera, Tenebrionidae.